This is a messenger RNA of Glarea lozoyensis ATCC 20868, 918 nucleotides long. Its product is annotated as NAD(P)-binding Rossmann-fold containing protein. Gene Ontology annotation, cellular component: endoplasmic reticulum; lipid droplet. Gene Ontology annotation, molecular function: triacylglycerol lipase activity; acylglycerone-phosphate reductase (NADP+) activity. The record is from RefSeq and is a predicted model, not a curated record. Bases 1 to 918 code for a protein of 305 amino acids. Lineage: Eukaryota; Fungi; Ascomycota; Leotiomycetes; Helotiales; Helotiaceae. The transcript has 3 exons. Gene Ontology annotation, biological process: triglyceride catabolic process; phosphatidic acid biosynthetic process.
AUGCUAAUCCUACGGAGUAGCAUCUCUCCGCACAUUAAGGUUAUGUCACGCAAGUCGGUACUUGUGACAGGGUGCAGUGAGGGUGGUAUAGGUGAUGCUCUAGCCCAGGCAUUUCAGCGCAAAGGCCUGCACGUCUUCGCAACUGCACGUUCUUCGAGCAAAAUCGCACAUCUUUCAGCCCUUCCUAACGUCACAUGCAUCGUGCUUGAUGUUACGUCCACAGAGUCCAUCGAAACGGCAGUUCAAAUCGUCAAUACGAAAACCGGAGGCAAGCUUGACUUCUUGAUCAAUAAUGCUGGGCUGGGAAUAGUAGCACCUGCAAUUGAUGCAGAUAUCAAAGAUGCGAAGAAAAUGUUUGAUGCAAACUUCUGGGGUGCUGUAGAAAUGGUGCAGGCAUUUAGUCCCCUGAUAAUCAGUGCAAAGGGAACGAUUGGAAAUGUUGCUGCGUUGGGAGCAAUCCUCCAUGUUCCUUGGAUGUCUUUUUACGGAGCUUCAAAAGCAGCCCUUGUCAACUGGACCGAAGUCCUUCGUCUUGAGAUGGCGCCUUUUAGAGUUAAAGUUGUGCCGAUCAUGACAGGCUUCGUACACACCAAUAUUUUCAACCAGGGUCACGGCACGAGCCUUCCCAGAGAGUCUCUAUACUGGCCAGCUCACAAGGAGAUAGAUGCCCGUUCUGCAGGUAGUGAUGUGACUGAGAAGAUGGAUGCAAACGUUUACGCCAAUAAGGUUGUAAACGAUCUUACCAAUGGUGCAGAUGGAAGGAUAUACCGAGGUGGAAUGUCGUCUGGUGCGAAAUUCAUCACAACAUUUCUACCUAACUCUAUGGUGGACAAGAUGAUGUUAGGCGGGACUGGCUUGGAUAAACCAGCAGAGCUUCAAGCUAUUCAAGCUGCAAGAAAGGCUACGAAGACAGGUUGA